Molecule: messenger RNA, 2675 nt
Organism: Argentina anserina (silverweed cinquefoil)
Lineage: Eukaryota; Viridiplantae; Streptophyta; Magnoliopsida; Rosales; Rosaceae
Product: pentatricopeptide repeat-containing protein At4g20740
Exons: 3
Coding region: 1-2127 (708 amino acids)
Molecular function (GO): protein binding
Source: RefSeq, a predicted model, not a curated record
AUGGCUAAACAAGCCACCACAAAAUCAGUCCCUCCUCCAAAAACAAUGUCAGCCCCCAAAUUCUCGCUGUUCUACGGCCGCCGCAAACCCCGCCCCACCGUCCGCCCCCAACCCAAACCCACCCCCGCUCUAUCCCAGCCCUUCGAUCUCUCCAAAUGGCACCCCGACGACCAUUCUCCGCCGUCCUCCUCCGCCGCCGCCUCUCUCUCCUCCCUCUCCCCCGUCGCCCGCUUCAUCCUCGACGCCUUCCGCAAGAACCGCAACCACUGGGGCCCGCCCGUCGUCGCCGAGCUCCGUAAGCUCCGCCGCGUCACCCCGGACCUCGUCGCCGAGGUCCUCAAGGCCCAAAACGACGCCGUUUCGGCCUCCAAGCUGUUCCACUGGGCGGGUAAGCAGAAGGGCUUCAAGCACACCUUCGCAUCCUACAACGCCCUUGCGUAUUGCCUGAACCGGGCCCACCGGUUCGGGUCGGCCGAUCAAGUCCCCGACUUGAUGGACUCUCAGGGGAAGCCCCCGACUGAGAAACAGUUUGAGAUUCUAAUCAGAAUGCAUUCCGAUGCCAAUAGAGGGCUUAGGGUUUAUCAUGUUUAUAGAAACAUGAAGAGAUUUGGGGUUAAGCCCCGGGUUUUCUUGUACAAUAGAGUAAUGGAUGCUCUGGUUAGGGCUGGGCGUUUGGAUUUGGCAAUGUCGGUUUAUGACGAUUUUCGGGGGGAUGGGAUGGUGGAGGAGAGUGUUACUUACAUGAUUUUGAUCAAGGGGAUGUGCAAAUUGGGGAGAGUGGAGGAAAUGUUGGAGCUUUUGGAGAGAAUGAGGGUGAAUUUGUGUAAGCCGGACGUGUUUGCGUAUACCGCUAUGAUCAAGGUGUUGGUUUCGGAGGGGCGGUUGGAUGGUUGUUUGAAGGUUUGGGAGCAAAUGAGGAGGGAUAGAGUCGAGGCGGACGCAAUGGCGUAUGUGACAAUGGUCACCGGGUUGUGCAAGGGAGGGAGGGUGGACAAGGGGUUUGAGUUGUUUAGGGAGAUGAAGGACAAGGGUUUAUUGAUUGAUAGAUCGAUAUAUGGGGUGCUGGCGGAGGGUUUUGUGGAAGAUGGCAAGGUUGGGGCGGCAUGUGACAUGUUGAGGGAUUUGGUGGGAUCGGGGUAUCGAGCUGAUUUGGGGAUAUAUAAUUCCCUCAUCAGGGGUUUCUGUGAUGUUAAACGGGUUGAUAAGGCGUACAAGCUUUUCCGAGCUGCAGUACAGGAGGGUCUUGGAGCGGAUUUUGCAACCGUGAGUCCCAUUCUGGUGUCUUAUGCUGAGAUGAGAAAACUGGAUAAGUUCCAUGAGUUGCUUGCACAGAUGGGGAAAUGUGGUUGUCCUGUCAUGGAUGAUCUUUCAAAAUUCUUCUCCAUUGUUGUCGAAAAAGAGGAUGGUGUGAUGAUGGGUUUGGAGGUGUUUGAACACUUGAAAGCUAGAAGCUAUUCUAGUGCUGAGAUCUACAAUAUCCUUAUUGCUGGCCUCCACAAAUUCGGGAAAGUGAAGAAAGCACUAUCUCUUUUUGAUGAAAUGAAGAGUUCCGAUUUCCAGCCCGACUCGUCCACUUAUAGCUCUGCAAUUAUGUGUUAUAUUGAAGAAGGAGAUCUCCAUGAAGCUUGUGCCUGUCACAAUAAGAUAAUUGAAAUGUCUUGUGUUCCUUCUAUUGCUGCCUAUCGAUCUCUUGCUAAAGGGCUUUUCAAUGUUGGAGAGAUUGAUGCAGUUAUGCUGCUAGUCAGGGACUGCUUAGCUAGUGUGACAAGUGGGCCCAUGACAUUCAAGUAUUCUCUUACUGUUUUUGAUGCAUGUAGAUCCAAUAAUGCUGAGAAGGUGCUUGACAUACUGAAUGAGAUGAUGCAGCAGGGUUGUCCACCAGAUCCUGCUAUAUACUCUGCUAUAAUCUCUGGCAUGUGUAAGCAUGGCACAAUAGAGGAGGCAAGGAAGGUAUUUUUAAAAUUGAAAGAGCGCAAACUUAUGACAGAAGCCAGCAUGAUUGUGUAUGAUGAUAUGUUAAUUGAACACAUGAAGAAGAAGACCGCAGAUCUGAUAGUGUCAGGUUUAAAGUUUUUUGGUCUAGAAUCCAAGUUGAAAGCAAAGGGUUGUAAGCUGCUGUCAGGUUGAAAUUAUUAAUCCAGCAUCAAAGUGAAGAGAAGCUUCAGCAUGCUCCCCGAUGAUAUCCUUUACAUAGAGUUGGCACAUUUUGUGUAAAGCCUCAUAUCCAAUCAACCAUUGUCCUCUUCUGAAAUUCAUAAAUGUCUACCACACUCCAGUGAAUUCCAAAUUUCCUAGAAUUUUCUUUUGGUAAAGAUCUGAAAACUGUGAAUUCUUGCUGUAGAGCCAUGGAAGUUCUACGUAUAUUUAGUUUUUUGGUCACAAUUUGGUGAACUACCUAUUAUGUGUUCAUAUAUCAUGUAUGUCAUUUGCAGAUGUUGGACGACAAAACUCAUGUACAAGGUGGUGAAACCUGGUAAACAAUGAACCUAAGUUCACACUCUUGUGCUUGACAAUUGAGAUAUGUUUCCUCUCUUAAUUGGAAAAGAUGAAGGAGGUCAAUUUCUUUAUGAAAUUAUAACGUAGUUAUUUGAAAGUGCUUAUAUGCUACUUUACUAAUGGUAAUACAACAAAGCGAUAGAUCUAGAGCUCUUUUGAGUUUAUGCGGUAGUUUUGAA